GCGGUUGUUUUUUUGUGUUACCAUUGCAUACUAGGAAAUGUUGUAACUGAUAAAUUAGUUAAAAUGGACAUCGAAACUGUGCCUACUUUUGAACUAGGAGAUAUACUAGCUACUAGAUGCGGCAACACGUUAACCGGGAAGUUUUUGACCAAUUCAAAAAUCGCACUUAUCGCCUAUACCCACAAGAAUACCAAUGCAUUCGCUAAUUGCGAACAGCCAUCCAAAGAUGGUGUCGAGGAUCCAGUGCUAAUUUAUAUAGCGCAAGAAACAACAAUCUAUGAAGAGCCACUACUCCGCAGUUUGCUGUCCGAGGCCAACACAACAUUUAACACAUUGCGAAAAUUGGGCAAAAAUGCUAGCAAGACUGAAUACAUUAAUGUAUCUCAAGCCUAUCGCAGCAUUGUACGCUCAUGCCUUGAAAAACUGGAGCAAAUGAAGACAACACCAAAAUUGCAAGUCGACGAGGCGGAGCUGCGUUGUUCUUCCGAAGCAAUUACCACUUUUUAUGCAGUCGAGUGUCUCUGGCAUCUGUUCGAGAUACUCUAUGUGCAGGAGCAACACAACCAAAUGAUUUUGGCACAACUGCUGAAAUGGACGCGCUUUCAUUUCCCACAAACCGAAGCGCAUGCCACCGAUUUACUUUUAAUGGCUGAAGAUGCCAGUGACCGCGAUGACUAUUGGGAAAUUUUGAAAACAUUGAUAAUGCUCGGCGAGGUUAGUGUCACGGCCGCCAUUUUGACGCAGAAUCGCAAAGCAGGACGUGAUGAGUUUCAAGAAGCAAUAUCAAUUUUAAAGGCUAUGCCUGUCUUCGAGGAUGGCUAUGCACUUCAAAAGUUUCGCUCGCAAUGGGAAUAUUGGCAUGUAAACGGAGAGCAUAAGCUAGAUGCCAAUGCUUUCGCCGCCGAACCGGAGUUAGAGCUUCUAAUGCAACUAGUAGUUGGCAAAAAUGAGCAAUGGGAUGAGGCUCUUUGCAAAUCGAAAGAGUGGUACGAAUAUCUGCCCGGCUAUUUGCUAUACACUAAUCCGACCUGCAAGCCCUUUGAUCUUCGCAUAGCUGCCACUGCAUGGCUCAAUCGCUGGUCACGACUGAGGCCGGAAUGGCAAAUGAAAACCAUGAGCCGCAUGAUCAAGCAUCUAAUGGCGCACGAUAUUAAGUUAUUUUUAUUUGAAAUGCAACAACUUAACGAGAGCAAUUGGUUUGCCACGCAUCUGAUCGAUCUUAUCUAUCAGUCGGGUCAACUGAACUCAUAUUGCGAGCAGCGAAAAAUUGAUUUGAAAUCUUUACGAAAUUCCACGGUCUAUAAUUUUGGUAGUUUUUUGAUGACUUCACAUAAGCUCUGGCAAUUGGGCAUUGACUAUUUAGACUGUUGUGGGGAGGAAGGAAUCGCAGCCAUCAAUAUUCUACUGCCGCGCAUACCUUUUAAGACGGAGCGGCUCGCCUUGAAAUUGAUAGCCAUGGCGAGACAGCGAAACUUGUUUGAAGUGGAGCCAGAGAUCUGCAAGGUACUGUUCAAGCGUUCCUACGAUGAGGAGCGACAUGGCAGUGCCUUAGAAUGGGUAAUACGCUCUAAGGAUGCAACCGUUGUUACGGCCAUGGCGGACUUUAUUUUAAAGAACUACUCCAAAACCGGGAUUUUCGUUUGCCCGGAUGUCAUCACCAACAUAGGUGCACGCAUGUUUAUCGCCCCGCGUUUGGUUUUUCUUUGCAAGUAUUUUGAAUUUAAUGAACUCUAUCGAAAACGCGAUUUUUCAUCUGCAACAAAGUUGCUGGUCAAUUUAUUAGACUCAAAAAUUACCCCGAGCUACUUUUGGCCGACACUCUUCAUUGAAUCCAUUCCCCUGCUCGAGUCAAAAGAACCUAUGCUUACCUCUAAGGAAACGGUGACCAUACUGCAUCAUUUGGAAACAAAUCUGUUGCCGCUCAUCGAACAAAAUAUGCUGGAGACUGCCAUAUUUCCAAAUCUUUCCUCAACAGUCGAGCUGAAAGACUACCGAAUAGAGAAUGUGGACGAGAUGGUGAGCGUGUUGCGAUACGCAUGCGCACGCAACUAUUCACGCACGAUAUUAAAGGAAAACACCGCAUGA
Messenger RNA from Scaptodrosophila lebanonensis, 2085 nucleotides. It is a transcript of the gene Nup75, whose product is annotated as nuclear pore complex protein Nup75. Gene Ontology annotation, molecular function: structural constituent of nuclear pore. Gene Ontology annotation, biological process: positive regulation of DNA-templated transcription; mRNA export from nucleus; protein import into nucleus. The record is from RefSeq and is a predicted model, not a curated record. The coding region runs from base 64 to 2085 and encodes 673 amino acids. Gene Ontology annotation, cellular component: nuclear pore outer ring. Lineage: Eukaryota; Metazoa; Arthropoda; Insecta; Diptera; Drosophilidae. The transcript is spliced from 6 exons.